AAUCCUAAGUUAACAGAGCAUAUGCAUUGUAAUAAAAAGCAAUUUGUUGAAUCUAAGGCUUAAAGGAUCCCUCUCUCUCUCUCCAACUCUCCCCUUUUUCUGUGAACUGUGAACUGUGAACGUGAUUACCAGAAUCAGAGCAGGGCCGCACUAAAUGCAAAUUCACUCUCUUCCAACCAAUCUCUCUCCCUUUCUCCUUUUUCUCUUUUUUACUUCUUCUCUUCUCUUCCCUUUCUCUUUCUCCUAUCUCCCACUUUCCAUCUUUCUUCUUCCUCCAAACCCUGCAAUGUUUCUGAGCCUUCUCUGACCUUCAAUCCCUUCUUCUCUCUUCAUCUCCUUCCAAAUGGGUUGUUGUGUCAGUACUUCUAAGCAUUCUUCUUCUUCUUCUUCUUCUUCUUCACCACCCCACCAUUCUAGAUCUGCCUAUUCCCAUCCCAAACUCAAUCGCAUUGCAAACAGAGCACCCCCUCCACUUGAAGAAGAGUCUGUCAAAGAGGUUCUCUCUGAAACUCCCAAACCCAAAACCCUUUUGUCCAACCACGACGAAUCUGCCUCCCGUAAGGUCAAUGGGAGAAUCCCCAUUCAUCCCACUGAAGAAAUUUCUGAGGUUUCUGAUGUUUGCAGCUUUAGUGAAACUCUAUCUACUACGACUGUGACAGAGAAGCUGGAUGAUUUCGAAGAAAUACGUCAGAGGAUUUGUAGAUCUCCGGCUAAAUUGCCCCAAAACCGGUCUCCCUCCGACGACUGGGCUCCCAAGAGGGAUAGAAUGGUCGGUAAAUCGCCAACGCGAAAAUCUGAUCAGUCGCCUGGCCGGAUUUACGGCGGUGGCGGAACUGUGAAGUUAGUGCAAAGCAGAGACAUGGGGCAGGGACUCACAAGGCGAAGUCCGAGGUCGGAGCCACGCCUGCAGAAUAGAACUGAGAAUGCAUAUCGUAGGUCAAGAUCCCCUGCCUAUACCCGAACCGACGGCGGAGGCUCCAGAACAGGUGCCGGCCGAAGCCCAUCUGUCCGGAGGUCCGGAAUGUCGCCGGGAAGGGAAUCAACACCGGGAAGAGAGUAUUAUCGGAAAGAACCAGGGCAGUCUCAGGAAACACGGAACUCAACAAUAGAGGGAAAAUGGCGGACAACAAAUGAGUCUCUCGAUAACCCACUUGUUUCAUUGGAAUGCUUCAUCUUCCUCUGAAUGAAAAUGGAAUAUUCCGGUCGCACAUUGCGGCCCAGUUCACUGGACUGACGAGUGGCAUUCAAAUUUCUUGUACUCUGUUUUUGUGUGUCUUCCAUUCACGGUGUGAUUCCUAUUUUUGGUCUGGAAAUUGUAGUAAGUUGUAAAUAAUGAAUGUCUGAAAGGUCAAUUUAGGAAACAGACCGUAUGACACAGUUGGGUUUGGGUAGGCAAAGAAGUCUCUAUUUUCUCCGGAAGUAAAUCUUUUGCCAUUGCUGGCACAAAGAUUGCAUAUUUCUUUACUCUCUCUCUUAUUUAAUAUCGUAUUCCCGAGUCAGGAUUUUCAGAGUUCAGAGCCACUCUUACGUCUGUUUAGACAAAAAGGAAGGAUGAAAGAAAGAAAGGAAAAGAAAAGUAAUUAUGAGUCAGCCCAGCAGCUGAGUCCUGAAUUGAAGACUGAUCUAAAAUUCAGAACAGAGGAAGAGUGAAGACGAAGAAUCGAUCACCAUCACCAACCAACUUUUUUUCUUCAGCAUUGGUAAUAGCAACUCUCUUACAAUUGCGUACAACUUUUGCUUUCUGUGUAUUAACCGACAAAAGAAAAACAGAGCAAGCCCAAAGCUUGAGAAUACAGAGAAGCUCCAUGACAAGAAAUGUAGACUUUUGUAGCAGAAGUUGAUCUAAAAUGGAAGUUAAACUGUUGAGGCAAUCUAUGUUGCUCCAUUUUCAUGUAAUAUUGAAUUGUAUAUUAUAUUAGUGAUAUAUGCUGUCUUUUUCUUGCUGAAGGAGUAUCAA
This is a messenger RNA of Cucumis melo (muskmelon), 1957 nucleotides long. RefSeq lists its product as uncharacterized. NCBI's taxonomy places the organism in Eukaryota, Viridiplantae, Streptophyta, Magnoliopsida, Cucurbitales, Cucurbitaceae. The coding region runs from base 344 to 1183 and encodes 279 amino acids. The record is from RefSeq and is a predicted model, not a curated record. The transcript is spliced from 2 exons.